This is a messenger RNA of Hipposideros armiger (great roundleaf bat), 6054 nucleotides long. RefSeq names its product transmembrane protein 81 (gene TMEM81). Bases 1247 to 2023 code for a protein of 258 amino acids. NCBI's taxonomy places the organism in Eukaryota, Metazoa, Chordata, Mammalia, Chiroptera, Hipposideridae. The record is from RefSeq and is a predicted model, not a curated record. The transcript has a single exon.
GGAAUCGAACCAGCGACCCUGUUGCUCAGAGCUUGCGCUCUAACCAACUGAGCCACCCAGCUGGCUCCCCGCAGAGCUUAGCAUGUAAAUACACCUCUUUCCUAGAUUCCCCCCCCCCCCAGAUUAAAUAGUUUUAAAACCCAUUGAAUACUCAUUGUCUCCUAAAGAAUAAGAUGUUUCAUAAAGUCUAUUUAUGUCUUUGAUUUUAAUCAUCAUCAAAUCUGAGUGAGUGUCUACCUGUUAAUCUUUUCUAUUAUGUGACUGAGAAUCCACCUUUGACAUCAUAGCUGUUUCAUAGCAACCUUGGCCCAAGUGCAAGAUGAGCUCCUCUGUUCUAUAGGGUAAAGGGAGUAGGCCGACAGGCAGGGCGAAUUAUGCAUCCUCUCCCCCAGAAGAUAUCUCUGGUGGCCUUGGGAAGGAAGAGUGCCUAGAAAGGGCAGAGGAGCUGCGUCUAAUAUCGCCUGUCUUGCUGAUAAACAGCUGGAUUCUACAAGGGCUCCUGGCCCUUUAUGAGUUUUCAUUUCUAUUUAAAAUUUCUUACACAUGAGCAGUGUUUCACACUUUACAAAGUGUUUUCAUGCACACUAUCAUUUGAUGCUCAAAGUGACCUGCCUGAAAUAGGCAAGGAGGUCUUAAUUUACAAAGGAGGAAGUAGAAACAGAAACGCUGGAAGGGUAAGUUACUUGCCUCUCAGUCCAGACUUCUUAAUCCUUUUUAUAGAAGUUUUAAGAGCAUUUAGUUAAUAAUAAUUCAAGUUAAUCUUCUCUCUUUUUUUUAAGACUUGGUAUUUGAUUUCUUACUUGGUCAGAUUUAACUGGGGUUUUGAAACCCUUUAAAUUAGAUCCCACAAUUGGGAGGGGAAAAGUCUUAAUAGCUUCACUAUGCAUUCGAGGUAAUUUGGAAAUUCACUUGAGCUUCUGAAGUCUUUUUGUCUUUCCCAAGAGGUGGAUUAAAAUUCAUUAAAACGAUGUGGAAAGAAUGAAGACUGGUAAGGUGAUGGAUCAUUAACAAGCAGAGAUGGUAAAGCAGCGCUGUUGUGACUUUUUCUUCCUGCUUCGUGUCCUUGCCUGUUACUAGGACUGCAUUGUGGUUUACGAAGCGGCAGUGUUGUACUGAGAAUGCAGGCAUUACAUCUUUUGACUUGGAAGGAUACCUCAUGUCGAAGGAAUUGAGUUAUGAUAUCGUAGAGGAUUCGAUUGGAAUACCUUGGGGUGCUGGCUGAAGGUGGUGAAAUGUUUGCCAAGACAUGAAGAGUUCAGCCACCGGUUUCAUUCUUGGGAGCCUGGUAUUUGCCAUUUAUCUGCCUUUCGUGGUGACUUUACCUAAAACACUGGCAAUCCCUGAGAAGUUGCAAGAAGCUGUGGGACAAGUUAUUGUCAAUGCUACAACCUGUACUGUCACCUGUGGCCUUGGCUAUAAGGAGGAGACUGUCUGUGAGGUGGGCCCUGAUGGAGUGAGAAGGAAGUGUAAAUCUCAGCGCUUGGAGUGUUUGACCAACUGGCUCUGUGGAAUGGUUCAUUUCACCAUUCUCACAGGGAAGGAAUUUGAGCUGAGCUGUCUGAGUUCAGAAAUCCUGGAGAUUGGGCAGGACGCUUUCCGGUUCACCUGGAGACUUGCUCGGGGUAUCAUCUCAACUGAUGAUGAAGUCUUCAAGCCCUUUCGAGCCAUUUCACACUUGCUGAAGUUUGAAUCUGCUCAGGAGUAUGACUCUGGGACCUACCGGUGUGAUGUGCAGCUGUUAAAAAAUUUGAGACUUGUCAAGAGGCUCUAUUUUGGGCUGAGGGUCCUUCCUCCUAACUUGGUGAACCUGAAUUUCCAUCAGUCCCUCACUGAGGAUCAGAAGUUAGUAGAUGGGGGCCUGGAAGUGAAUCUGGAUAACUAUUCCAGGCCUCACCGUCCACCAUGGAGAAAGAAGGUGGCUAUAACCUUGGGAAUAGGAAUUGCCAGUGGAGUGACUGGCAGCGUGUUGGUGAGCAUGGCCUUGUACGGUGGGCUGAAGGUGAUCUACAGCCUUAAGACCUAACAGGCCUUGCUCCUGAAGGGUUGGCUGCCUUCAUGAAGCCAAGCUGGGUUUUCAAGGGAGUGUCCUGGCUGCCUGAUUGUGGAUCAGCUAAGAGGCAGGGCUUCCACUGCCAAAAGAGUGAAUGGCGGGUGUGGAGAAGGGCAACACUGCAGCAGCUAUGGGCAGUCAUCUCUUCUUUGUGUUCAGGUGGAUCUCUUCCUGACCUUCCCUGCCCACUAGGUAUCCAGGGCAGCUGACCGCAGGCAUCUCCCCUAGUGCCGGGAAGAGCUCUGUCUUCCAAGCUUGCAUUCAUUUUCUACCCUUUACAACUUGUGUGUCUCCCCGCCUCCUCCCUUCUGAGCAGCAUAAUCACGUAGAAGGAUAUAUUAAUAAUUUUUCUAGUGAAACCAUUUUUUUCCUCUUCAAUAAAAAUAAUUGACAGUAGCUGUAUGGAGACCUAACCUUUUCUGCUCUUCAGUUAAAAAUGUCUUGCAUUUGUUCAGAUUGUCCCAUAAUUAGUCUGGCUUUCAUCUUCCUCAAAUUUCUCAGAAUAGACGUUGAACAAAUUGCUUCAUAGUGGGGCAUAUGCCCAUGUGUGCCAGAGCUGAGGUUGUUAAUAAUGACAUCUGACUCAGUAUGUAAUAGACCAUCACUAAGUGUUCAUUUAUCUGCCCCUCCCUGUACUCCCCAAGUGAACCCUCUGUGUUCAGUGUUAAAUUGAUUUCCUGGCAAAACACUGGAGUCCUCUGAACAGUUCCUUGGCUUCUCCCUGCUUCCCUUCCUGUAGCUCUUUCAAUGCCCUGAAGCUUGUGUUCCUGGAAAGGUCAAUUGUGUUGGUUUCUUAUAGCAGCCAAAGCCCCUUAAGGGAGAACUAGUACCUUCCUCCAUCCACGGGAAAUCCAAGCUGAAGACUCUCAGAGGCCAUUCUGUCUGUGUCUGAGGACUUGCAUUGUGGAACCAUCAAGAAAAAGGAUCUUGGUGACCAGGAGCCUGAAAGAGUUAAAGCAUUUUCUCUCCUCUUCUCUAGCCACGGAGAAGGUAGCGGAAACCAAGACUUGGACCAGUGGUUCUCUCCUCUAGCUCUGUCUGAAUCACCUGGAUGAGCUUUGGAAAAAUAAGAUUCCUGAGCCCCAACCCUGAGGAUGCUAAUUCAUUUUUAAUUAUGGCCAGUGGAGCGCUAUUAUUUUUCUCUAAAUUUUUAGAGAAAUGUGAAACCCAUAGAAAAGUUAAAAAAUUUUGGUGACACCCAUAGACCCCUUUACCUACAUUUGUCGGCUAUGAACCUUUUGCUACAAUUAGCUUUCUUUCCAAAUAAUUCUGAUUUUACUGAACCAUUUGAAAGCAAGCCAUAAAGAUUGUGUUCCUUUAGUCCUAAAUCAUGUAUGUUUCUCCUAAUAAGGGCAUUCUCCUGUGUAACUUCAGUGUCUCCACUGCAUCUAAGAAAAUGAACAAUUCCCUGACAUAUAGUUGAUAUUUUGUUUUCGCCAGUUUCUGAAAUCUUAGAGCUUUUUAAUUUUUUGAUCCAGCAUCAAAUGAAAGUUAAUACAUUACAUUUGGUUGUUUUUCUUACAUCUUAUUUUACAAUACAUUGGCUGCUAUUUUUGUUGUUUUUCAUGAUAUUGAUUUGAUUGAAGAGUCUAACUAGGUCAGUUGUCUUGGAUAGUGUCCCACAAUCAGGACUGGUCAUUAUUCCCUAAUAAUUAGGUUCUGUGGAAUCAAUCUUAAACAUUGUGACAAGAGCCCUACAUAAAUGAUGGUAAGGACUUAUUGCUUCAUCUCAGGAGGCACCUGAUGGCAGGAUGACCCGCUAUUGAUGAUAGAUCUCCCCAAAGGUACAUAUACAUUUUCCUUUUGUAACUAAUAAUCUGUGAGGUGACUCCAUGUGACUAUCUGGUUUUCUAAAAACCAUUCACAAAUGUUUUGGAAUCCAUUCAUGAUCCUUGCCUUAUUAUUACAUGUUGGGGAUUGCAAAUGGUGAUUCUUUAAAAUUCAUCAUUUCGAUACUUACUAGCCUGUACUUUUCUGUAAAGAAGAGCUACCCUUUAUAAUGUUUAUUUUUGAGUCUCGAUGGACUCUCUUUUUUGUUCAGUGAAUUGUACUCAUAUAUAAUCCGUUACUGUUGUCUUGUUUUUGAUGUUCAAAUUACCCCCAAUUUUGGCCAGCAGGAAUCCCUUCAGGCUGGCUCUUUUGUCCUUUUGAUGUGAUCCAUUUGACUUUGAGCAUAUCAUUGCUUUCUAGUACAACAACUCAGAUCCACAUUUGGACUUUCCUUUCACCAAAUCUGAAUCUGCUGUUUCUCCAGGGGACCCUGGUUCCUUCUAGUGUGGGGAAUAGUACUUGGAUACUUAGAAACCAAGGUUUCGGUGCUGGAUGUGCUUAUUGCCACCAGGGAGUCACUGCUUCUAGGCCCUUUCAGUGUCCUGGAUAUACACAAAUCAUGUGUUCAAAGCAUCUUCGUUUUGCAGAAGCUUUAUAGGUAAUUCUGAUUUGUAGCAAAGGUUGAGAACCACUGGCCUAGACCCACACACAGGAAGUCUUUACUUAUGGCUCUUAUUUUGAAAAGAUCUUAUGUUUUCCACGCCUUUCUCAGAGGGGAUGGAUUUCAGAAGACCUGGGUUCCGCUUCAGUUUCUGCUGUAGACUGUGUAAUGGAGCGAGCCGACUGACCUUUGUAGUCCUCGAUUUUGAAACUCAUGAUUAUGAGGGUCCAAUGAGAUCCUGGGAAUAAAAGUGCUUUGUAAACUGAAGGAGUGGACGUGAGUUAGGCAGUGUUGUUAAUGCUGCAUAUUAGUUUAGUACUGGACAAUUGGCUGAAGCAGUCAGGAGAGAGCUUGCUAUACUUUAAAAGGAGGCCAUGAAACGGUAUCUUUGUAGAUAAUUAACUCAGUAUUACGUUGUUGGGGGAAGAGGACUGGAGUACAGUUUCCCAUUUUACAGAUGGAAAGACUGAGACCCAAGAAGAGCGAAAUCACCUCUUCAACAAGCCAGUGGCCAAGCCUGGAUGGAAUAUUGUGCAGCUCUAGGCUUAAAGCCCUCUGUGCAUUGGGGUCUUGAAUGUUGACUGUGAGGGUCUGAAGGGAUCGAACAGGGAAGAGAACAAACAGACCCUCAGAUGUGUUAGUAAAGACCCAAACUCAGUUCAGUUCAUUUGAGUUCUGUGCAUGUCAUCUGCCUCUGGAGGGUCAGGAAGAUGCUGACUGGACUAAAAUUUGAGUUCUAGAGUGGCCAGUGCCCACAGCCCCAUUGGGUACAAAGUGGAAGGGACAAACUUGUUGUGGUAUAACCGCCAUCUGUGCUGGCUCCUUCUGGGGGCUCUCUGCCAGCCCAGGCUUCUGCUGAACAGGCCCUGGGGCACAUGGCUAAGCUGUAACUAGUGGGGCCUCUGCUUGCGUUGGUCUCCCUUGUCCCUGACAGUGGUUUUGGGCACAGUCAGCAUGGAGCCCCACCUGCUUUGCACCAAAGGAAUAGAACACUUAACAGGGCUGAACAUGUCUCAGAUGUAACGGAAGUUUGAUAAAUGUUUGUUGAAUGUAUGAGAGAAUGUUUACAGCUAGAAACUGACUAGGAAUUCAAAUUCUUUUGGCUGCUGUGAGCAGAGACUAGAGGCACCUUUUCACCAGGUGGUGGUCACUAUAUGUGCAGGGAGAAGACUUCCCUUUGGUACAAUUGAGUCAAUACCUCCAAUGUCUUAAAAAUCAGGGCACCUUGAAGGAGAACCAACACUCGAGCACUGUUUACUGCCCUUUGUGUUAAUAAAGGCAGCCCAGUCUAGCACAAUGCCUGCGUGUACAUGGCUUAGGCCUGCCUUAAAGUCUCUUGGGCUGAUUUCCCGCCCCCCCUGUCCAGGACUGAAUGAAGCAAUAUAGACUGUACGAGGUCUGACAAUUAAGUUCGCAAACUUGCCACCAUGCGCUUACAUUGGCAGCCCUGUACAAAGAGCUCGGUAAGGUUUCGUAUCCUUGGUAAUCAGUGUCUCACAGCUGUGUUCAUGUUGACAUGUGGUGGAGUCUUGCUGAGUGGCUUUCAUUAAUGUUGUGUGUUUUUGUGUGCCGU